AAUACUAAAUUCUUGUAUUUAAAUUCAAAAAAUAAAGUUCGUGGGAAAACUAGAAAAUGCUGAAAGUUCGUGUAUUUACACGCAAAUAUUCCGUAUUUUAAAUCUAUUUUUAACAUCAUUGUUAUGCCAUCUAACUCGUUGCAAUUCCCGAAGUGCAGCUCCACCGAAAUCUCCGCCGCUAACAGAAGCGGCGCCGCCGCCCUUCUCAACCUGCGCCUAUGCAUCCUCUUUCCGUCUGAAACAAUUUCCACUUCGCAAUGGCUUCGCAAGUUGUAGAAUUGGAUAGAAUUGCUUUAAUUCCGCUCUCCGUCAGCUCCCUCUGCUCCGGCCGUUCUCACUCCCACUUUCGUCACCGGCCAACCCUUCCGAGAUUUGCCGCACAAUCGAAUUAUCAGAAAAUUAGGUUCAAGUUAGAUGUAAAUGGCAGUGGCGUGCAAGGGCUUUCUAGAACUCCUAGGGGGGUUUUAUCCAAUCGACGCCGGCGGGUGAUACUGGGAGUGGCUAGCGCAGAGCAGCCGGAGCGAAUUGAUGGCGGUGAAUUAUCUGAUGAGGAAGUUCAAAGAGGCAAUCAAUCAUCUGGGGAGAGCGAUUUAGAUGAGGAACACAGAAAAAAAACAAGUCAGUUAAGGAAAAGGAUUAUAUUUGGACUAGGCAUUGGAGUUUUAGUUGGUGGAGUGGUAUUGGCUGGAGAGUGGGUUUUCACGGUAGCCCUUUCUGCAGCAGUAUUUGCUGGUUCCAGGGAGUACUUUGAGCUGGUAAGAAGUCGCGGCAUUGCUUCCGGAAUGACUCCUCCUCCUCGAUAUGUUUCACGAGCUUGUUCUGUUAUCUGUUGUGUUAUGCCUCUGCUCACACUUUACUUUGGGCAUAUUGAUGUAUCUGUGACAUCUGCGGCCUUCUUUGUUGCUACGGCGCUCCUUCUGCAAAGGGGAAAUCCUCGUUUUUCUCAACUUAGUACUACCAUGUUUGGACUUUUCUAUUGUGGCUACCUUCCUUGCUUCUGGGUAAAGCUGCGGUGUGGUUUAGCAGCUCCUGCACUGAAUACACGAUUUGCAGCAUCUUGGCCUCUUCUUCUUGGUGGAAACACUAUGUGGACAGUGGGUCUUGUGGCCACCUUGAUCUCAGUUAGUAGUAUUAUUGCAGCAGAUACAUUUGCCUUUAUUGGUGGCAAGGCCUUUGGCCGGACACCACUUAUUGCAGUCAGUCCGAAAAAGACAUGGGAGGGAGCUCUUGUUGGAUUAGGUGGUUGUAUAGCGGCUUCUGUUUUAUUGGCCAAGGUCUUCUCCUGGCCUACUUCUACGCUGAGUGCCGUAGCUUUUGGGUUUCUGAACUUCUUUGGAUCUCUUUUUGGUGAUCUUACCGAGUCCAUGAUCAAGCGAGAUGCAGGUGUCAAGGAUUCAGGAUCUCUCAUACCGGGACAUGGAGGGAUACUAGAUAGAGUCGACAGCUACAUUUUCACCGGAGCACUUGCUCACUCCUUCGUGAAAACCUUCCUCCCACUCUACGGAAUUUGAUCGAGUGCACGACGUGCUAAUCGUAACUUCGGGAUGUUUGGUAGCUCUUGACUGGAGCUAUCAAAAGCAGGAAAAGGAGAAUGUGUUUCAAAUCCACCAGGUGCUUCCAUUAUGCAAGUCUAACUUCCUUCCAAAUAAAUAUUUCAUUUUUACAUAAAAAAUGCUCAAAUCUAAGCACCAUAAUCUCUCAGUAGUUAGAUAGUGUAAGUUUGGAAUAAACAAGUCAUUGUAUACUGAAAAUCUUCAGCUGCAUUUAAUUGAUUAAUGCCUGAGGUUGAGUUUGGCAGAAAA
This is a messenger RNA of Salvia miltiorrhiza (redroot sage), 1802 nucleotides long. RefSeq names its product phosphatidate cytidylyltransferase 4, chloroplastic-like. The record is from RefSeq and is a predicted model, not a curated record. The transcript is spliced from 7 exons. Gene Ontology annotation, molecular function: transferase activity, transferring phosphorus-containing groups. Lineage: Eukaryota; Viridiplantae; Streptophyta; Magnoliopsida; Lamiales; Lamiaceae. The coding region runs from base 258 to 1511 and encodes 417 amino acids. Gene Ontology annotation, cellular component: membrane.